This is a messenger RNA of Pieris napi, 1830 nucleotides long. RefSeq lists its product as uncharacterized. Bases 519 to 1289 code for a protein of 256 amino acids. Gene Ontology annotation, cellular component: nucleus; transcription regulator complex. The record is from RefSeq and is a predicted model, not a curated record. Gene Ontology annotation, biological process: regulation of transcription by RNA polymerase II. NCBI's taxonomy places the organism in Eukaryota, Metazoa, Arthropoda, Insecta, Lepidoptera, Pieridae. The transcript has 2 exons.
UAUUUUGUUACCUAUAUGAAUAAAGGAUUUUGAAUUUGAAUUUAUACUUUUAGAAUUUUAUAUCCGAAGCAGAAAUACUAAGUGAAGUAUUAUGUUGGAGAUCACUUGAUUAAUAUUACAGGUUACUAUUUCUUUAAUUCCUCCUAGAUUUCAGCAGUACACGAUAGAUAAUUAAACUAAUAUAGUUAUUUUUAAUUGUCCCGGCAACGGCACCUAUCGGCUAUGGAAGGACGUGGUGAACGGUACAAAUACAGUAAAAACGGACGGUUGAAGUCCGCGGCGCGAAUCGAUAGCUGCGUGGAUCGUGAACGAGCGUGGCCUGCAGGGGGAGGUCGGCGGGCGGCGGGCGUCUGCGCUCUUGCUUGCUCACGUGUUCGUCGCCCAUCUCGUUUCCACGCGCUCGACCGCCUCAUGCGCGAGCGAGACGGCAGUGGAGCUUCCAGUGUCUGCGUGCCGAUGUGUGUGUCGGUUUGUUCGACGUCGCGCAUUGCCGCGGCGUGACGUCCAGGCGAACGGCCAUGGCGCGGCGGGUGCGCGUGCGGAAAGACCUGUCAAAGAAGCAGAAAGACGUGGGGCGCCUGGUGGACACGGGACAGGCAGACGACAGGCGUCUCAUCCGGCUGGUGCAGGCGCGCCCCGUUCUGUACGCGCGCAAUAACAUGCCCGUCGCCAGCUACUACACCAGUGUCAAGCGACAAUGGCAAGAAGUGGCGCAAGAGAUGGACUGGACAGUGGCCGAAGUACGUCGCAAGUGGUCGCACAUCCGCAACUCGUACUCGCGCCACCUCCGCAACGAGAUGCACGGGGCGUGCACGAGUCGCGGCCGCAUGGUGUCCAAGUGGUACCUCGCCGACGACCUGGAGUUCCUCCGAGACCACAUGGCCACCGAUGCACGUUCCGUGCCCUAUCCCACCUUCGCGCCCACGCUGCUCGACCUCGACUCCGCCGAUGACGCGCACGACGUCAAGCCGCUGCUGUCUCCCGCGUGGUUCAUGACUCCGCCGCUCGCGCCCCGCGCUUCCAGCGACGACGGAUGCGGUUCAGCCUUCGGCUCCGAGGAGAACUCCUCGUACUUCCAGUUCUUCCGAGGGUUGCACGCCGACUAUCAGAUGCUGUGUGGCUCCCGCCAGCGCGCCUUUCAGCGGCGCUGUCUGGCCGUGUUGCACGCGCUGCUCGACGAACGCGACAGCGGGCGACCGCCGCCCGUCAGCGACGACGAGAGCGAAGCCAAGGCGCCCGAGGUCGAGCCGACGGAUUUCACCUCGACGACCUACGAGGACGCCAGGUGAAGGUCUCUCGCGUAUUGACCACCGAGUCAGCCAUCUUUCUCAUUCCAGUUAUUAACUUGUAAAACAGUAUUUACUGUUAAAAGGAAGUGAGUUUAGUUUUGUUACAUAAUAUUUAAUCUAGCUUAUAUCAAUGCAGUAAGCAAACAAAAUGUAAUGGUAAGGAUAUAUACAAGAUCUGUAUUUUUUAUCGUAAAUCGUUCGACUUGGGAGUAUAUUCGAUAUUAAUACAUUCGUUCUUACCGAGAGACUUUAAUUAAUGGAGGUGGCGGGGCCUCUGUUUCUUUUGUAUCUACUUUCUCGAUAGAUUAACAAAAUAAUAACUCACGGGUACGAAGAAGAUCUGCGAAAAACGUGUAGCUAUUUUUUAUCUCAAAUACUUUUACCAUCAUUCUUGUUUUAAAGCAUUAGAGAAUUUUAUUAUAAUAAAUGGUUGUUAAUAUUGGUAUUAGUAAUACACACGGCUCAGCCUAUUGGUAGGACUUUUAACAGUGUUCUUACAUAUUAUAAACGCUCAAAUGAAAUAAAGAUAUCGUCAUAUGUA